Molecule: messenger RNA, 858 nt
Organism: Penicilliopsis zonata CBS 506.65
Lineage: Eukaryota; Fungi; Ascomycota; Eurotiomycetes; Eurotiales; Aspergillaceae
Exons: 2
Coding region: 1-858 (285 amino acids)
Biological process (GO): protein depalmitoylation
Cellular component (GO): cytoplasm
Molecular function (GO): palmitoyl-(protein) hydrolase activity; carboxylic ester hydrolase activity
Source: RefSeq, a predicted model, not a curated record
AUGGUGUAUCUAUUUCCUCCGCGCUAUGUUUACUUCCCCUCAAGGCCUACCCAUACGUCGACCGUCAUUCUCCUUCAUGGCAGAGGCAGCAACGGACCUGAACUGGCCUCGGAGCUAGUCUCGUCCGUCACCUCGUCUGGGAAAACCAUCUUCGAGCAUUUCCCUUCAUGCCGAUGGGUUUUUCCUUCUGCCAGGCCGCGGUGGUCCAAACGUUUCCAAGAAACGCUAACGGAAUGGUUCGACUCGGAUACGUUGGAAGACUAUAACCAGGAGAGCAAUAGCAACAACAACAGCAGCAUCGGCGGCAACGAACACACCCUCGCGGCGAUGACCGAACUCGCACAGACCGUGGAGUACAUUCUCCGCAUUCUAAACGAAGAAGUCGUUCGGCUAGGAGGCAAUCCCGAACGGGUGAUUCUAGGCGGGCUGAGCCAAGGGAUGGCGGUGGCGGUAAUUGCAUUGAUCUGCGCACGGCAGAGCAUUGGCGGGUUCAUGGGGGUUAUGGGUUGGCUUCCUCUUUCGACGAGGGUAGAAGCAGUUCUCAAUCAGUUGCAAUCGCAGGAGAUGGCGACCGAUGACCCUCAAUCGAUACAACAGCAAGAGUAUACGCCCCCCAAACCGAUAUCCCACACGCCCAUCUUUCUCAGCCACGGCGAAGAUGACCAAUGGGUCGAUGUGAGCUUGGGAGAAAAAGCCUCGGAGCUUCUCGUCCGCCUCGGCUUCGACAAUCUCAUAUGGCGUACUUAUUCCGGCGCCGAGGUAGAAGGUCACUGGAUCAAGGAGCCGGAACAGUUCGACGCCAUGGUGGAGUUCUUGCAGACGGUGCUGGGGUCCGAGUCUGAAGAUGAACAGUCGUAG